AUGCCGUUGAUCCACGUGGAGGACGACGCCCACUUCAAGAAGAUUCUCGCCGACAACGCUGACGGGGUCGUCAUCAUCGACUUCACCGCCUCAUGGUGCGGCCCGUGCAAGAUGAUCAGCCCCGUCUUCGAGGAACUGGCCGAGCAGCACCCCAAUGUGCCCUUCUUGAAGGUCGAUGUCGACGAGUGCACCGAAGCGGCCGGUGACGUGAACGCGAUGCCCACCUUCCGCGUCAUCAAGAAUGGAAAGAAGGUCAAGGAGUUCAGCGGCGCCAACGCGGACGAGCUGAAGGCCAUGGUGCAUGCCCACGUCGCG
This is a messenger RNA of Mesorhabditis spiculigera, 315 nucleotides long. Lineage: Eukaryota; Metazoa; Nematoda; Chromadorea; Rhabditida; Rhabditidae. The record is from the annotation of a GenBank genome assembly.